Molecule: messenger RNA, 1577 nt
Organism: Hyla sarda
Lineage: Eukaryota; Metazoa; Chordata; Amphibia; Anura; Hylidae
Product: galectin-9-like
Exons: 14
Coding region: 511-1494 (327 amino acids)
Biological process (GO): negative regulation of type II interferon production; negative regulation of CD4-positive, alpha-beta T cell proliferation; positive regulation of gene expression
Cellular component (GO): nucleus; cytosol
Molecular function (GO): carbohydrate binding; galactoside binding
Source: RefSeq, a predicted model, not a curated record
CCUCCGACUGAGCCAGGAGGUGAAAGGGGCGACCACGGAUUCGGGACACCUGCCCCGAAUCCCUGAGCAACCACAGCCAACACUGAGUGUUCCUUUAAGACGCACACAGUAUUGAGCGUGCGCUCGGCUGCGGCGGCUGAUGUGACAGGAAGGAGCCGCCAACUCUGUCCUGUCACUCCAGCCCGGACUUCCUGUGCGGCAGCGGCUCUGCUGAGGCUGAGAGAAGUGGAGCUGCAGGAGCAGCGGGGGAACGAGGCAGAGAUUCGGUGAAGACGAGUUGUGAUCGGGAGACGUCUUCAUGAUGACCCAGGACAGAUGGAGAAGAAAGAGAAAAGUGAACGACUCCGAUCAGAGAAGACGCCCCUGUGAAUUCUGUGGCAAAGAGUUGUGACUGGAAGAAAACGUCAUGAUGGUCUGGGCCAGAUGGAGAAGAAAGAGGAAAGUGAACAACUGAUCAGAGAAGAUGUCAUCUGAGUUGGCGUCCUUCACAGUCUAAAUAACAGGAGCCAGAUGGGAGGAAGUAAAGGUAACGAGAUGAGUGUCCCCUUCCAGAGUGCUUUCCUCGGGGGGAUUACAGAAGGCAAGAGAGUGUCAAUCCAAGGACAAGCCCACAGCCAUGCCAAACAGUUUGCUAUCAACUUUACCUGCUUCAACAAUGAUAUUGCAUUUCACUUUAACCCCCGAUUUAAUGAAGGAAAUGUCAUUGUAUGCAACACAAUGCAAAAGAGCUGCUGGGGCUCUGAGGAGAGAAAAAAUAAUAUGCCGUUCCAGCGAAAGACCUUCUUUGAUAUAUCCAUCUUGGUGUUAGGUCAUGGCUUUCAGGUGACUGUGAAUGGUCAGUACCUACUAGAAUAUCGUCAUCGUGUCCCCUAUCAAACCAUCCAGUCCCUACAAAUUGUUGGUGACCUCAGUCUUAACUGUGUCACCUUCUUUCCAUCUGCUGAAAUGUCACCAGCUCCACCACCGUACACUCCAGGUUAUGCUCAAAAUUCAUUUGUACCUCCAAUGUACAGCACACCAAUGGUACCAAGUGUGCAGAUGCCUGUCUUUGGAGCCCCCAUGCCUCAGCGAGCUCCCAUGACUGUGCAUAACCCGGUGAUGCCCUUUCAGGCUGCUCUUCAGAAAAACUUUGCCAGAAAUGGAAACAUCAUUAUUAUGGGAAAUAUCUCUUAUGGAGCCGACAGGUUCCACGUCAAUCUUCUAAACAGCAGGACAAGGAAUAUUCACCUUCAUAUCAACCCUCGUUUCAGAGAAGGAGCAUUAGUAAGAAAUACUCAGGACAGAGGCACCUGGGGUCCUGAGGAAAGGCAGACCUCAUACAUGCCAUUCUAUCCCGGACAAAGCUUUCAGAUGGAAAUCAGGAAUGAGGGAGGCUCCUUUGGCGUCUAUUCUAAUGGAACAAAACUAUUCGGCUAUGUCCACCGCCUACCAUUCAACCAAAUUGACAUGAUUGAAGUUGGAGGAGAAGUCACCUUGACCUUUGUCCAGUACUAACCUCAUUCAGGAUUGAAGAAUUAGAUGGAGCCUAAACCAGACACAUGGGGGGAGAUUUAUCAAAACCUGUCCAGAGGAAAAGU